Molecule: messenger RNA, 2160 nt
Organism: Daucus carota subsp. sativus
Lineage: Eukaryota; Viridiplantae; Streptophyta; Magnoliopsida; Apiales; Apiaceae
Product: external alternative NAD(P)H-ubiquinone oxidoreductase B2, mitochondrial
Exons: 10
Coding region: 195-1937 (580 amino acids)
Molecular function (GO): calcium ion binding; NADH dehydrogenase activity
Source: RefSeq, a predicted model, not a curated record
GAAUUUAAUAUUCUUUUCCAUUAUUUGCGGAAAAGGAAAUAAAUAUUUAUAUUAUAUUGUGAAAUGAUGUGGUCUCGUUGCCGCAUAUAGACGCCCUUUUUUAUAUAUAAACACAGCACAAGCUUUGUGCAGGGAAGAAGAGAGAGAGGGAGAGAGAGAGAGAGGAGAGAGGUGGAAUUAGGGUUUGGAAGAAGAUGAGUACGUUUUAUAAAAGAGCGACCAGUGUGUUUACGAAGCAUCCUGUUGUGACAAAGUUAUUGGUUGUUGCUACUGUCAGUAGUGGAGGUGUGGUGGUUUAUUCUGGGGCCAGACCAUUCAAUGGAGCGUAUGCCGAUGCUGGUCAUGCUGCUGGAAAGCGUGUCAACAAAAAGAAAGUGGUUGUUCUUGGAACUGGAUGGGCAAGCACUUCCUUUCUCAAAAAUUUGAAGGAUCCUUCGUAUGAAGUUCAAAUAGUUUCACCACGUAAUUAUUUUGCAUUUACUCCUCUGUUGCCUAGCGUGACAGUCGGGACAGUUGAAGCUCGUAGUAUUGUUGAGCCAGUUCGUAGUAUUGCAAAUUCGAAUGGUCUAGACGUGGAAUACAGGGAAGCUGAAUGCUUUAAGAUUGACGCUGAGAACAAGAAAGUCCUUUGUAGAUCUACUCAAGAUUCAAAAGUGGGUAAAAAAGAAGAAUUUGAAGUAGACUAUGACUACUUGGUGGUAGCAAUGGGAGCACAAGUAAAUACUUUCAAUAUCCCCGGCGUUGUUGAGAACACUCACUUUUUGAAGGAAGUUGAGGAUGCACAGAGGAUUCGGAGGAGUGUGAUUGACUGUUUUGAACGGGCUAGCCUUCCGAGUGUAUCUGAUAAAGAGAGGGAGAGAAUCCUUCAUUUUGUAGUUGUCGGUGGUGGUCCGACAGGAGUGGAGUUUGCAGCAGAGCUUCAUGACUUUGUGCAUGAAGAUUUAGCCAAGUUGUAUCCCACUCUAAAACAAUAUGUGAAGAUUACUCUUCUAGAGGCCACUGAUCACAUAUUGACUAUGUUUGACAAAAGGAUUACUGAAUUUGCUGAAGAUAAAUUCAAAAGAGAUGGAAUUGAACUAAAAACUGGAUCUGUAGUUAUGAAAGUAACCGAUAAGGACAUAUCUACCAAAGAAAGAUCUACAGGAGAAAUCCAGUCCAUACCAUAUGGUAUGGUUGUCUGGUCAACUGGUAUAGGUUCUCGACCUGUUGUUUUGGAUUUCAUGAAGCAAAUUGGUCAGGGUAACAGGAGAGUUUUGGCAACUGAUGAAUGGUUACGAGUUCAAGGAACUCAGAGCAUAUAUGCUUUAGGUGAUUGUGCAACAAUAAAUCAACGUAAAGUGAUGGAUGAUAUUGACAAAAUAUUCAAGAAGGCUGAUAAGAAAGGACAAGGCUCCCUUAAAGUGGAUGAUUUCAAAGAAGUCGUUAAUGAUAUCAUAGAGAGGUAUCCUCAAGUCGAGCUGUAUUUGAAGAAAAAGCAAUUGAACAAUUUUGUUCAGUUGUUGAAGAAUUCUCAGGCGGACGAAGAGUUAGAUAUUGAAAAGUUCAAAUCAGCUCUUUCUGAAGUGGACUCGCAGAUGAAAAUGCUUCCCGCAACUGCACAGGUGGCUGCUCAAGAAGGCAAAUACCUUGCUACCUGUUUCAAUCGGAUGGAGGAAUGUGAAAGGAAUCCGGAAGGUCCAGGAAGGUUUAGGGAAGAAGGUCGUCACAGAUUUAAACCAUUUAGGUAUAAACAUUUGGGGCAAUUUGCUCCGUUAGGGGGAGAGCAAACUGCCGCGCAAUUUCAGCUUCCCUGGGAUUGGGUAUCAAUUGGACACGGCAGUCAGUGGUUGUGGUACUCCGUGUAUGCAAGCAAGCAAGUCAGCUGGCGCACAAGAUUCUUAGUGGUGUCGGACUGGGGUAGAAGAUUCAUUUUCGGAAGAGACUCCAGCAGGAUCUGAUAUUAUUGAGAAGCAUGUUUUUGGAAGUAUCAAAACAGUUUUGCCGAGAGCUCUUGUAGGUUUAAUAUAGGAGACAAAGUUGAGAUAUGUUAUUUAAAUUUUACUUGAUUUCAGAAUUAUUUGCAAGGUCUCUAAGACUUCACAAACACAGUUCAUUGCUUAUUUUGAUUAAACAUGUAUUCUCAUUCUUGCUAUUUGAAAGAAUCAUUUUUACCUAUGGAAA